AUGUACGGGGGCGGGCGAGAUGGCGGCUGCUCCGGAGGAUGCAGGAGUGGCGGCGACCUGGGUACCGAGAACCCAGACAGCGCACCUGCUGGUGAUGCUGCCGACCCGGAUGUUACCAUCGGCGCCCAGUGUUACCGAUGCAGCACUCGCAGGGCAACGUUGCUGACCCGCAAGGCGUCCUGCAGGGACUGUUUCGUCGAGGUGCUGCGUAGGAAUUUCGCAUCGAAUCUUCGGACCCGCUGCAUCAAGCGGGUCGAGAGAGCGCAGUCGAUGAUAAUGCUGGUUGGGGGAGAUGCGUUCUCCACGUCGAUGCUGCAUCUGCUGCUGGACCGUAACAAACGCCGCUAUUUGCGGGUAUCGCAAAUUCCUGAGGAUAGUGACGUGGCGUCACGCAUCUUCGCAUCGGACGACCUGUCGGUGGAGAGCGUGCUCUCGCUUGACUUCCAUGUGGGGACCGUAGGAAGCUUCGCUGAGCGCUCGGAGGCGUUUUUUAAGCACGUCACGGCGGUUGUAAACGGGGUGGGCAACUCCAGCGAGGCCUGUCAGCCGCUGCCGGCCGUUGACACCGCCAGUGAGCGCCUGUUGCUAGGCGGAGUGAGGCUCUCCCAUCUACCCAUUUGUUAUUAUUUGCAUGAAGGAGCAACUUCGUGUGACCAGAGGUGUGAUGCGCUUAAGGGGAGCCUCACGCGGAUGUAUGACGGGUUGCUGUGCGACGAGUUGGCGUACUCCCUGGAUUUGUUGAGCACACUGAACCUACGCGCAUAUAUACAACGUAGAGGCCUCACAGGUGCGCUUGUGUGUGCAUGUGACACCCAGGAGGUAAUUGCGCGACGUGUGAUGAUGCUAACGUGUUUGGGCGCCGGCGACCGCGUGGCAUUCCGCAGUGCCUUCGUCGACGACCACAGUUUGGCCGAAUGCGGGCGAAUAAUUCGACCCAUGAAGGCAUUUUCGUCCAAGGAAGUCGCUUUGUACCACCGGCUCAGCGGUCUACCUGCGCUCCCGUCUUUGGAUCUUUACUGGCACGGGAGCCCCCAGGCCAGCAUAUUGGGCUGCGUCAACGCGUUGAUCUCGACGGUCACUUCCGCCCACAGCAGCACGCUUCACAACAUUUGUAAUGUCGUGGAGAAGCUGGUUCCCGAUUUCCCCGACCGUGUCUCAGUCUGUCGAGUCUGCGGAGGCGCCAUGUACCCCUCGGACGCAAAGGGGUGGAGCGAGGAGCUCCGCAGCGCCACCCGUGCGUCACUCUCGACGUUAUGCGACUCGGAUUACGAAAGCUUUGUCGACGUUCUCGCGUUCUGGGAGGUGUUCCGUCUCCUCCUCAAGGCUGACGUGUUGAUGAGCAGCUGCGUGAAGGCGUUUUCCGGCACCCGGGCGUGUGGUACGCGCGUCGACCGAGAGUUUGACGUGCUGCUAGAACGCGGGGUUGCCAAGGGGAAGACGCUGUUCAAAGACGUGUACCUCGUCUCGCAGCUGCUCAACCACUACGUGAACCCGCACAAGCGCGUCGUACCAGGCACCCCGUCUACAGCUGCUUGCGCCGAAGGCCACAAUUCAGACGACGAUGUCGGCCGAGAGCACCACGCAUUGCGUAAUUCGGACUACCCCCGAUCCUCCGCAGCUGGCAACGGCCGCGCCAGUGACAGCCCCGUCUGCGGUACCUGCGGCGUGGGUGCGCUGUGUCACGCAGCAACCUGCGCCACCAAUUACGGAGUGGCCCCCGCUUCCAAACGCGAUUGCAGUCUGGCAGACUGGGACAUUUUCACAAAACUGCUCUCAGGCGGCGACAGCCGUCCGCGCAUGAUGCCGCUGUACAAUAAAAUACCCUUCCUCUCUCUUGGCAACUUCGUGUUUUUCUACCGCAUAAACGAGGGCUCGUCAGGCAAGGUCCACGUGGGUUUUCACAAGUCUCACCGCCGCACUUACGCGCUGAAGGUCAUCAGCAAGUCGCAGUUCAACUGCGACCGCGCGCUUUUCCGCCGCCUCAAGGACGAGAUGAGCCUGGUGACUGCGCUGGGGCACCCCAACAUCGUUCGCACGUUCGAGCUGCUGGAAACGGUGUCCACCAUCGUGAUCGCGAUGGAGUACUGCGACGGCGGCGACAUGAUCGGCCUGAUAAAGGAGUACUCCCCGAUGGCCGAGCCCAUGGCGCGCGCAAUUUUCCGCAUGGUGGUGGCCGGCGUGCACUAUCUGCAUUCGUCCGACAUCUGCCAUCGCGACAUCAAGCCGGAGAACAUCUUCCUGAAGCGCGUGGCGCCCAGGUCGUUCGGACAGGUCGCCUCCAUCUCCGGCAAGGGCAGCCACGCGGUGGGCGCUUACGAGCCGCAUGCAAUUCAGUACGGCAUGAUGCCCUACAUCGUCAAGAUCGGGGACUUCGGCGCCGCCACGCGCAUCAAUGACAACCGCGCCCUGCUGGAAACGGUUGGCACCAUGAGCUACGCGGCGCCGGAGGUGCUCGGGUGCGGCGGCGUGACUGGGUACAACGGCAAGAGCGCGGAUAUCUGGUCACUCGGCGUGCUUCUCUAUGCGAUGUUGUUCGGCGAGCUGCCGUGGCACAACGAGGACUUCGGGCUUCGCGAGGCGGUCAAGCAGAUACUGGACAAACCGCUCACGUUCCCAUGCCAGACCAGCUCGACGUCCAGGGACCUCAUGUCGUCCAUGCUUCGCAUUGAGCCUGCCGACAGGCCCACCAUCGAAGGGGUCAUGGCCCACCAGUGGUUAGCGGAGGGUAACGUUGACGCUCCCCUGGUGCUCAAAAAGAUCCGCCCGACACUCUCUAAACCCGAGUAA
Messenger RNA from Babesia bigemina, 2787 nucleotides. RefSeq names its product protein kinase domain containing protein, putative. Gene Ontology annotation, biological process: intracellular signal transduction; protein phosphorylation. The coding region runs from base 1 to 2787 and encodes 928 amino acids. Gene Ontology annotation, molecular function: protein serine/threonine kinase activity; ATP binding. The transcript has 4 exons. Lineage: Eukaryota; Apicomplexa; Aconoidasida; Piroplasmida; Babesiidae. Gene Ontology annotation, cellular component: cytoplasm. The record is from RefSeq and is a predicted model, not a curated record.